UAUCUUGGGUUUAUGAGCUUUGCGGGGCCAAGGCAAAGCUAGCUGCAGGCGGUGCAUUGCCUGCCCUCUGAAUCAGCCGAAGCUCCGUAUCGCGAGCUUUUGGGUGGUUAUCGUGGAAUUAUUGAGGUUUUCGUUGAAUCCGUGUAGUGCGAGAUGGGGCGGCAAGGUGGGAAUCGUGGCCGUGGCGGUGGAGGUCGAGGUCGAGGUCUUGGUGGUGUGGGAGGGAAAGGAGGAGGCCGCGGGAGGGGUCCGAGGUUGGAUUCCAGGUUGCUGAGACAGUUGGACGAUGGACGUAAGGCCAAGGAUGAGGAGGAGGAGGAGGUUUUGAUGGUCAAGGAUUUUUAUGAGUAUGAGGAAGGAGUAGCGGAGGAAGAGACCGGAAAGAACAAGCGGUAUGACAGUGUGGAGCACGUGGAGUACGAGCUGCCUUCCGAUUUCGAGGACGAAGAGAUUGACGAAGAUGCUGCUUUUGGAGAAGAAGAUAUCGGACUGGAAGAAAAUAUCAAAACGAAGAGGAGAGAAGAUAUUUCUCUUGACGAGAGUGAUGUAUCACUUAAUAGUGAUGAGGAGGAUCCUGCAUCUGCAGAGGAAGACGACGAAGAAUCUGGCGACGAAGAUGAAGAGGAUGAAGAGGAUGAGGAGGAAGAGGAGGACGAUGACGAGAAGCAUCAGCAGAUGCUUGAGGCUGUUACCGGAAAACCACACCAGCUUCGGAAUGAUGAUACUGCCACGGAGCGGAAAAGAGAUGUGAGGUCAGAGGCCUUUUCAGAAUCAGAGUUUAACUUGAAUUCUAAUGUUCAUGGAAAUUCUUCAUCCAUUACUGUGGCGGAUCUUUUGGGAGGUCUUGAAGGGGCAUCAGGCCUUGGCGCUCUACGUAAGAACUUGCAGCCGCUGGAAAAUGAAAAUUUGGCUAUCAGUGCUCCUUUACCAAAGGUGAUACAAGAAAGAAUGGAACGCAAAGCAGGUUAUGACAAAAGUAGAGAAGAGGUAACAAAAUGGGAGCCGCUGGUCAAACAGAAUCGUGAAGCCCCAUCAAUAAGAUUUAAUGAAAGGACCACCGUCGCAACGACAACUGUUGCCGGACUGGCAGCUAAGCAUACGCCUGUGACUGAUAUGGAGAGAGAAGUUGCUGCGAUUUUGGAACAAAGUAAUAUGGGGAUUACAAAGGAUAUUGAGGCUGCUGAAGCUCUUGAGCUCAAUAAGCUAAGCGUGGAAGAGGUUAAAGAAAGGCAGCAGCGACUGUCUAAGAUGCGCAGUCUGUUAUUUCAGCAUGAGGCAAAAGCGAAACGUGUUGCAAAGAUUAAGUCUAAGACAUUCCAUCGACUUGACAAAAGCAAGAGGAUGAGAGAUUUCAUGGAGACAGAUGAGGAGGCUGCAAAAGAGGCAGCUUUGAAACAGGAACAAAAGCGAGCUGAGGAGCGCAUGACUUUAAAACACAAAAAUACAUCACGAUGGGCAAAACGGAUUAUUAAAAGGGGCUUGAAGGCUCAUGAGGAUGGUACGCGGGAUGCCAUCAUGGAGCAGCUUCGAGCUCACAGUAUGUUGACGAAGAAGAUUCAGUCUGCCGGCUUCAGCGAUAGCGAGGAAAGCAGCAGCAGUAGCAGCGAAGAAGAGGAAGACGACAAGGAGGGUACCUCAACCACAAAGGGUAAAUCAAGAUUACUUGCCAAGGCGAAGGCAGCUACACUUGAAGCCCUGCAGUUUGACGAUGAGGCAGAAGUCCCCCAGACUGGCCUGUUUGCGCUUCCUUUCAUGGCUCGUGCCAUCGAGAAGAAAAGAAAUGAGGCUCGGGAGGAAGCAUUAGCUAUUCUUGAGCAGCUAGAGCAAGCUGAAGCAGAUGAAGGUGCCGAUGGAGGUGGUGCAGAUCACGAGGAUAGGAGAAAUAAAAUUGAAGAGGCUGGACAUUCUGGUAGGCUUGCGUUUGGAGACCUUGCUGUGUCAUCCAAAGCUGAGAAUGUGAAACGAUCCAAGACGAAGCGUAACAGCGACGACUAUUCAGAUCUAGAACUUGAUAAGGAAGAUAAUGAUGACGACAGCGAUGGAGUUUCAGAAGAAGAUGACACCAAGAAGCGGAGGUUCCAAAUGCAUCCUGCAAAGAAGGCCUUCUCCAAAUCAGAAGCGAAGAGCUCAAUUGAUGAUAAAUCACAGUCAAGUUCCGAUCCCACAAAAUCUAGUAAAGAGUCGAGUUUGCCUGAAGAAUCCAGUAGAAAACGGAAGAAAAGAAACAAGAAAAACAAAGGGCCACAGACGACGGCUUCUGAGAAUUCAGAUCAGGUAGAUUGUACCAAAGAUACAAGUGCUGCUAGUGAGCCUGCCGGUAAACAGAACAAUAAAAAGAAGAAAAAAACUGACUCAACCCAUCCGACAACAGGAAGUGAAUCUCUACAAGGAAAAGACCCGCAAACCAACACUAGUGGAGUUAUUCAGGUUUCGGUAUUUAACAUGAAGACAGGGUUCCAGAGCAGUAUUUCUGCUGCUGCCAAUCCCAGCGCGGCAGCAACUCCUGACAAAGAUACCGAAGUUGGUAAACCGAAGCUUGGACAGGCCACAUCAUUCCUUGACUUAGAUGACGAUGAUGAUGCUCCGACAAACAAUGGACUGGAGCUUCUAGGUAAAGGUACAUCACAACAGGACUUAAUUCGGCAAGCCUUUGCAGGAGACGAUGUGGAAGCGGAUUUUCAAGAUGCUAAGGCCCGGGUUUUGGGCCAGGAAACUGUUCAAGUUGAAGAGAGUAAGACAUUGCCGGGAUGGGGACAGUGGAGCCAUAUUCAGAAGAAGAGAGUACAGUCAAGCUGGAAGGAGGAUCUUGAGAAGAAGAGGAGGGAGGAAGCCAUAAAGAAACGGCAGGAUGCAAAGCUUAAGUUUGUUGUUAUUUCUGAAAAGACGGAUAAGAAAGCCGCCAAGUAUCAUACUUCGACGGUGCCCUUUCCAAUGAAGACGAAAGAGGUGUUUGAGCAAUCAUUGCGAAUGCCAAUCGGUCGAGAGUACAAUGGCGAAAAAGUAUUUCGUGAUAUGAUUCGUCCUGCGGAGCUGAAAUCUGCGGGAGUGAUAAUUGACCCCAUCAAGUUAAAUAAGUCUGCGAAAAGACCAGCCGAUGCUCCCGAGCCACAGAAAGGAAAGAAGCGUCGGGGACGGCCAGAGAAGAAGUGAUUUGCAGUAAAGUCAUGGUAUACUUCAAUUGUAAAUCGUGAUGCAGCACUAGAUCUCAAUUAAGUUGGGAAUAAUGAGUUCCUCUUUAGCAAUGCGCACACUUCAAACGUCCCAUCUUUAGACCGUGCAAUGUGACAUCAAUUUUCAUUAUGAAUUGCCCUAGCCAAUCUACCCUUCAUUCAUUAGGAAAAUGUCAACAAGCCCGCACCGACGAAUAAAAGGAGUGUUGGUGUUAGCGGCAGGUGCAAUUUUAGAUCGCUGGUGUAUGGUACAGUAGGCUUUGCGACCAUUCUCGUGAUUACGAACUCAUAUGUCUGGUCAAUAGAAUCUUCAAGCUAAGGUGUGGAGUGCUAGUCUAAGUCUCACACUACUUAAAAUUAUCACGGAAUUGACCAGUCUGCAGGCCCUAACGUGGUAAAGAAGGGUCUCUUCUUAACAAAAAUCAGGACAUGCAUGGACCUGACGUUCAUCCAUGACAACGCAUCGACAUAUGUCAUCAGCUUUCUGUAUAUUUUAAAAUCUGUAAUCUUCAACUCUCGGAUCAGACGUUA
Messenger RNA from Physcomitrium patens, 3701 nucleotides. RefSeq lists its product as uncharacterized. Gene Ontology annotation, cellular component: small-subunit processome; nucleolus. The record is from RefSeq and is a predicted model, not a curated record. Gene Ontology annotation, biological process: rRNA processing. NCBI's taxonomy places the organism in Eukaryota, Viridiplantae, Streptophyta, Bryopsida, Funariales, Funariaceae.